Molecule: messenger RNA, 543 nt
Organism: Purpureocillium lilacinum
Lineage: Eukaryota; Fungi; Ascomycota; Sordariomycetes; Hypocreales; Ophiocordycipitaceae
Biological process (GO): endoplasmic reticulum to Golgi vesicle-mediated transport
Cellular component (GO): TRAPP complex
Source: RefSeq, a predicted model, not a curated record
AUGUGCCGAUCACCUCUUCUCCUCUCUCUCCUCGUGGUCGCCGCGCCUGACAGAGUUAUCCCUGCAAGGACCGUCUUCGCCCUCAUCAUCAUCAACAAGGCCGGCGGCUUAAUCUACAACAAGACCUUUCACGAUGCCGGCCUGCAAAAGAUUAGCACAAACGAUUACCUCGUCCUCGCGGGCACCUUUCACGGCGUCCACGCCAUCACAGCCCGCCUCAACCCCGUCAAGCAGGCGCCCCUCCCGCCGACGCACCCGCCCGGCGCCAACAUGCUCCCCAGCCGCCCCGAGCCGUCGUCGGGCCUCGAGGUGCUCGAGACGGAAAACUUUCGCAUGCAGUGCUUCACCACCCUCACCGGCACAAAGUUCCUCCUCUUCACCGAUACCACGCAGACAAACGUUGACGUGACGCUGCGGCGCAUUUACGACCUCUACUCCGACUACGUCAUGAAGAACCCCUUCUACUCGCUUGAGAUGCCUGUGCGUUGCGACUUUUUUGAUCGCAAGUUGUUGUCGUAUAUUAGAGAGAUAAACAACCGGUAA